UAUUUAGACGCUCGUUGUCAUUUGGCAGUGCAGGACUGUCCCACUUCAUUGAAUGAACUGUGUCUGUGAGUGUGUGUAUGGCGAAUAGAUGCGCUGUAGAACAUCGCGAACGAUGAACGCCGGUUUGACGCUGUUUACGGUAUCAUUAUGCUUUUUCGGUUUUAUUCAAGCCAAAUCCCCGAUGCAGUCCUGUCCCAGCGGACAGUUCUUACUAAAAAAUCAGUGCGUUCUCUGUCAUCCAACCUGCACGGAGUGUGAGGGUCAUGAGCUAUUCGAGUGCACCGCUUGUGGUUUAGAUGAGGAGGGGAAAGAGCGCUUUCUAUAUCAGGGUCACUGCAGACUACACUGUCCACGAGAGUUUUAUCCGGACCGAGACCAGUACACCUGCCUUCCAUGUAUGCCUAAUUGUGAGAUCUGUGCUGAUGCCAACGUGUGUGCCAAGUGCAGAGAAGGAUACAACCUUAAAAGUGGCAUCUGUCUGACAGUCCUGUGUGGAGUUGGUCAGGUUCAGGACCCGGAUACGCGAGAAUGUAUAGACUGUGGUAUCGGCUGUAAAACAUGUUCCACAGAUGAGCCGGAGGUUUGCAACAGCUGCACAGAUGGCUACUUCCUAUACAGACACCAGUGUCGUCAGCACUGUCCCCAGAGGACCUAUGAGGACCGGGGUAGAGGACUGUGUAUCAGCUGCCUGGAGCCAUGUGUGGACUGCCGGAGCGAUGCCAUGUGUCUCGCUUGCCAGAGCGGACACUUCCUGAACAAUGGCACCUGUGUGAAGGAGUGCCCAGCAGACACAUUUAAAGACACCAGAGGGUGGCGCUGUCAGCCUUGUCACAGCUCCUGUCUGACCUGCCAUGGCCCUGGAGUGAGAGACUGCAACAGAUGCAGUGGCUGGAGCCGCCCAGUUUACGGGAAGUGCCCGGUGAUCAGCUGCCCAGAAGGCCAAUAUGUUGAUGGGGAAAGUCGUACUUGUCGUUACUGUGAUGGAUCCUGUCUGACAUGUUACGGUCCCAAGGCUCAGAACUGCAUCGCCUGUGCUACCGGAUACAUGUUGGAGCAGGAGUCUGUCUGUGUAGACCGCUGUCCUCUGGGUUUCUUUGGAAACAGCUCAAGUCUGCUAUGUGAGAGGUGUUCUGCUAACUGUGAGGCCUGUGAGAGCAGAGACGAGUGUGUGAGCUGUAAGACGGACACUUACCAGCUUUAUCUGUUUCAAGGCAGCUGCUGGUCUGAGUGCCCAGAAGGUUAUUUUGAGACCGAGCUGGGGACAUGUGAACCCUGUGAUGAACUCUGUCUGACCUGCGAUGGCACAAGCACGCAGUGCCUUUCAUGUCGAGAAGGCCUUCAUCUGGCCAAUGGUCAGUGCCAGCAAAACUGCGGCCCCAUGAGCUACGCGGCAGAAGACGGCACAUGCAGACGCUGUGCUCCUCACUGUGACGUGUGCACCAAUUUUUACACCUGUGCUAGAUGCAGUUUCCUUUAUUUGCUCUUAAAUGGGGCAUGUAAGGCCAUCUGUCCCAAAGGUUACUUUGAAGAUUUGGAUCAGGGAGUCUGUGUGAGCUGCCAUCCCACCUGUGGCACCUGCUCUGGUCCUCUCUCUGACGACUGCGAGACCUGCUCUUCCCUUACCCCAAAACUCUACGAGGGCACGUGCUUGGAAGUGUGCCCAGCGGGCACUUAUUACCAGACCUCUGAUAAGGAAUGCCAGGAAUGUCACCAGACCUGUGCACGCUGUGAGGGUCCAGAGCCCACCCAGUGUCUCCAGUGUGAAAAGGGUCUCGUUCUUGAUCCCAACACCAUGAUGUGUGGGGUUACAGGGGAUUCAGACUGCCCACCCAGAACGUUCCUCCAAAACAACCAGUUCAUUUGCCAAGCGUGUCAUCCACUAUGCCAGUCCUGCGAGGGGCCGGGACCCACUGACUGUCAGACCUGCGCCCUGCCCAACUACCUCCACAAUGGUUCGUGCGUGAGCAAGUGUCCUGUGGGAACUUACAGUGCCCAUGAGGAGGCUGACGGGGUAGAUCUGGGUUUCUGUAUGCCCUGUGAUCAUGUGUGUGCCACCUGCACUGGGGCAUCUCCCAGGGACUGUCUGAGCUGUGCACCAGGCUACCUUCAUCUUCUCUCUCACCUCUGUGUUAGCCACUGUCCCACAGGGUAUUACAGCUCAGGGGAGCGCUGUGAGAAGUGUGACCCUUCCUGUGAGCAGUGCACAGGCCCAGGACCGGACACCUGCAGGGUGUGCACACCUCCUUUGUUGGACCUGCAGGGCACCAGACAGUGUGUGGAUCAGUGUCCGCAGCGCUUUUUUAAGAGCGGGCACAGCUGUAGACAGUGCCACACCAGCUGCAAGUCCUGCACAGAUAACACUCCUCAGGGUUGUGUGACGUGUGACUGGGGCAGCAUCCUGCAGGACGGCGUGUGUUACCCUCGCUGCGAGGAAAGUCAAUAUUACUCACAGAGUGGAGUUUGUGAACCCUGUGACGAGUCCUGUAAACAUUGUUUGAGUGCCGGGCCCCAAGGCUGUCUUACUUGUCAUCCAGGUUUUGCCCUACAUGCCACUGACAGUCAGUGUUUGCCCUGCUGCAAGUCUGGGCAGAAGGACAAGAAGUGUUGUCUCUGUGAUUCAGCCUCAGCAUUGUGUCUUGAGGCACCUGUACCAAGUAAAACUCAGGAUGACAUUAUUCUAAGGUCCCAAGCGGUACAGCACGCAUCUGCAGCCUUACCUGCUGCUCUGAUGCUAGCUGUAGUGCUCGCUCUAGUUGUGUUUGCUCUGGUACAGGCAAGGGCCAAAAAAAGGUUAUGCUGGAGACGGAGCUAUGAACGACUGAGCGGCGAGGCCAGCAAACAGCCCAGUUCCCGGCCUAUGCCCCACGGAGUACCAGAACCAGAGGACAGCGGAGACGAGGCGGAUGUGGUCUACACCAGCCGAGAUGGAUCUGUCUAUCGGCGCUACGGUUUCAUCCACGAGCCAGACACGGAAGAGGAGCAGGACGAGGAAGAAGCUACUGAGAAUAGACAUCUCAGCAGAACCUAAAAUAUGGUCACUAAAUAUUCAAAUUCUACUAAUUCUUUACACACACACUUCUGUGGUCAAAACUAGUGGUCGACUGAUAUUGAUUUUUUUGAUGCCUGAUGCCAAUGCCGACAUCUCAGCUGGUUGGCCACCGGCCGUAAUAAAGCUUAACUUUUCAGAAUUAAACAUAGUAAAACACAUGCUAAUUGCUCAAAUUAAUUUUUUAUUUAUUUAACGUAAUGUUUACUAAAUUAGAAAUAAAUAAUUUGAAAAUGAAUAUGGAAAAAAUAUAUAUUUUGAACUGCGAAAUAAACAGAUUCUUUAGAUUGCAACUUCAGCGAUAAAUGUGCACUUCACAAGAUUUCACAGCUGGAUUCACCAAAGUUUGUGAAAUUAAAUGUUUUUUAGAUUCAAAAACUUGAUUAAUUUACAUAAAUGUAAUUACAUAUAUUUAUAUUAUAUAAAUAUGUGUAUGUGGCAAUAUAUCGGUAAUUAUAUUGCUGAAUGCUGACAGUGCAAGAAAAAGCGUUUGCCUUUCUAUUACUAAUAAUAGAACAUUAUUAAAUUAUAAAAGCAAAAACUAUAUUAUUUUUUUGUAUACUGUUUACUUUGUUUAACAGCUGUCUAAUCAUUUCUUAGACAUAACUGUUAGACAGCAAACUAAUAAAGAUGGAAAUGGGAGCUCAGAUGCUCAGACGCUGGUGUUCUCAGCGCUUUCAAAAUAAAAGUCCCACAUGCUGCCAAAAAAGCCCUGCUUCCGAUAUAUCGGCCAAACAGAAAAAAUUAUCGGCCGAUGCAGAUCAUUAAAAAAUGCCAAAUGUUGGCCAAUAUAUCGGUCGACCACUAAAAACCCACUGGAUUGAAAGAUGGUAACAACAGACAACUCUGUGUAAUUAAAUGAUAGCAUCUUUUUUAUGUUUUUUUUUAUAUACAUUUAUUCCUAUAUACUGUAUAUAUUUAUCUGGAAUUUCAGAAUAUUCAUGCCAGCAUCUGUGUAGAUCACUGUUAUGUCAUUGUAAUAUAGCCCUCUCUGUAAUGUAAUGUUUGUUAAUGUUAUUAAUGAUGGGUACCAUACAGUGGUACCAAACAUUUUUGGGGUGAUUAAAAGGUGACAGUUUAUUUAGAGAUCCUAUUAUAUUUUCUUAGUAAAGAAUAUUCAAUUUAUUUCAGAAAAAGAUCAUU
Molecule: messenger RNA, 4189 nt
Organism: Ctenopharyngodon idella (grass carp)
Lineage: Eukaryota; Metazoa; Chordata; Actinopteri; Cypriniformes; Xenocyprididae
Product: proprotein convertase subtilisin/kexin type 5
Exons: 16
Coding region: 89-3028 (979 amino acids)
Source: RefSeq, a predicted model, not a curated record